Messenger RNA from Schistosoma rodhaini, 1005 nucleotides. The record is from the annotation of a GenBank genome assembly. Lineage: Eukaryota; Metazoa; Platyhelminthes; Trematoda; Strigeidida; Schistosomatidae.
AUGUCAGAAAGUUUGAUGGGAGAUAAAUUAUUCCGACUGUCAUCUUUUACAUUCAAGUUGAAUUGUAUUGGACAAGCUACAUUCGCUCAAUGUGCUGGAUUUGUACGUGUCAAACCCACCUAUUCUACAACUACUUUAGAUGGGACUAAGGAUGUUGAAAUGAUUUCUAUUUCGAGUGGUGAUGAUAAUGAUGGUGAUGAUUUAACUUGUGAUACUCAAAUAACCAAUAUUUUCACUGGUAGCACUAAACGUAAACAUAUAUCUAAUGAAUCAAACAAGAAAUGUAAAAAACGACGAAUUAUGGACGUAACAGUUACUGAUCAAUCCGAUGUGAAUUGUUUUAAUCCAUUAGACCAGACUGCUGUUCAUCCUGAUUCAUAUGAAGUUGCAGCAAAUAUUAUUUCAUUGCUCCAAUUAAAUCUGACAGAUGUAGGGUCGAUGAAAAUGAGAACAGCCGCAACACAGUUUAUGAUCAGUGAAGAUAGAGAUAAACGACUUGAACAGUUUUGUUCGAAAACUGUUGGACUUGAUACUUUACGUGAUAUUCUCGUAGCACUAACACGUCCUUUGGAUUUCGAUGAGCGUCAAGACUGUUUUACUCCAUUGUUUCAUUCGACCGUAAUGAAAAUAUCGGAUUUACGUAAAGGUAUGCAAGUGAAAGGUCGUGUAGAGAAUGUCACUACUUUUGGUGCAUUCUGUGACAUUGGUGUUGAAGAAAAUGCCUACAUUCCAAGACAUGAAUAUCCUCGAAAUUGUUCAACAUCUAACCUAAAGAUUACCAGUGGAACGUCUACCACUGGGAUUGGCGUCAGUGAUGGCGGUGAUAUUCAUCACAAAAUGUUCACUUUACGUUUAGGUGAUCGAAUCAAAGCUACUGUAUCGAGUGUUGAUAUUAAGUAUAAACGAGUUGCAUUGCAUAAAGUUUUUGUAAUGACAUAAAUAUGAUUGUUGUUUUAAUCACUGAGAGAGGAGAUUCAAAUAGACGUUGAUGUACAGCAUUUCUAC